Engraulis encrasicolus (European anchovy) is the source of this 7049-nucleotide messenger RNA. RefSeq names its product mastermind-like transcriptional coactivator 1 (gene maml1). Bases 1376 to 4777 code for a protein of 1133 amino acids. Lineage: Eukaryota; Metazoa; Chordata; Actinopteri; Clupeiformes; Engraulidae. Gene Ontology annotation, molecular function: transcription coactivator activity. Gene Ontology annotation, cellular component: nuclear speck; nucleoplasm. The record is from RefSeq and is a predicted model, not a curated record. Gene Ontology annotation, biological process: Notch signaling pathway; positive regulation of transcription of Notch receptor target. The transcript is spliced from 5 exons.
AGAACUGCCUGUACACUGGAAAACAAUAGAAAUAGCACAGUAGGGCAGAGUUUGAUUGUUUGUUGUCGUGUUUCCUUUUUCAUCUGCCGUCUCAUCGAGAACAAGGAUCGGUCAGUGUUUUCUACUGGACAUACUACCUUUAAGUGAACAUUUGAGCAAAAGUGAAUGUAUUAUGCUUUGUUACCAAGCUAGUUAGCUAGCUAGCAGGCUAGCUACAUCCGUAGCUUGUGAAGAACUGCUAUCUAACUAGCGUUUCGUUCAGUGUAGGCUACAGAAUCAGCUGUUAGCCAAAGAGCUACUUUUAAGUUUCAAAAGUUAGCUGGUAGAAGUUCUUAUGUUUGAAGAAUGACUGCGUUGUUUUGUUGCUGGAGGUACUUGUUUUGAUAUCGGAGGGCACAGCGAUUUUUUUUAGUUUUCAGAACUGAAUGCACACGCAUCCAACGAGUCUUUAGGAAAACUUGUUAAUUUUGGUGGGUUAAACUUCUGAGCUAGAAACUCUAAAGAGUUUUGUGUUGGCAGUUAGCAGCUUGCUAACCAACCAAGCUCCUGUUGUUGUCUGUUCAACUUUUUGGAUAAUGCACAGGUGUUUUCUACACUUGCGUAUUCACAUGGUAUCAUGUUUUUGUAAGUUCUUUAGUCGCGUGUGUUCUUGAACAGUUUCGUCAGCAAAUUCGGUGGGUGAAAGUUGGAACUGAGCUUCUGAGAGCUCUUGGAGUAGGAUUGCGCACAGCUUUAUGUUUAGGAGACCUGUGUGGUUAUUUUAUUUUACCUUGUGCCAUUAAUUUGCGUCAAGGUCUAAAACGGAACGUUUGCAACUAUUGGGAGAAAUUGUGUCAUAUCUGCCGUCUAUGUUCGCUAUGUACUGUGACGGACACCCCCGUCUUCGGCUGUGCUUUCUGUGUUGAUUGGGGGUGAAGUGCCAUCAUAGCUGAGAUUGUAAGUAGGAAUCAACUACUUCCAAAAGGCUGAGGUUGAUAGUGGCAGUUUUUGUUCCGUUUGAAAUGUAAGUAUCAAGCCCUUUGGAAGAGCAACGGUUGAUUUUUUUCGGAGAAUACAGCGAACAGUAUUUUCAUCUAGUUAUCGUUAAUUGUACAACAAUAGUGUGUGUACGGUAGCUUAAAAAUCGGAACAUGUAAACCAACUGUUAUGAGGAAAAGGCACUCUGUCGGGGUGCAGUUUAUUUUAAAGCCUGGUUGUUUUAUAUCGGGCAAAAGACUCGCAGUCAAAACGACAAAAAUGGUGGCAGUCGUGCGUGUUUUGUGAAAGGCAGCGGGGUAGAGACACCCACUCACUGAAGAAGCACAUUCAGCAUUAAAAGUUGCUUGUAUCCGGAGCACUGAAACCAAGCCCCGGAGAUUUACACACGGGAUCAUUGAUGAUGGCGGAUUUUGUCAUGCCGCGACAUAGCGCGGUGAUGGAGCGGCUACGCCGUCGAAUCGAACUCUUCAGACGGCACCACACCAGCUGCGAGAACCGCUACGACAACACGGGCAUGGAGCGGCUGGAGAUGGAACGACAGCAGACGCUCGCGCUGCAUCAACGCUGCUUGCAGACCAAGGCCAAACGGUCGAGUAAGCACAGGCAAACGCAGCCGACAUCCGAUCAAACGACGCCAAGGGGUUCGGGAACCGGGGGAGGCAACGCAGAGCUCGCCGACAGCGGGACGCCUGGAGAGCCGAGCAGAAACAGUACUUUAAUUGCGCUGCAGGAGACGGUGAAGAGGAAGCUCGAGAGCGCCAGUUCGCCGCUGGGCCGCGACCAGAUCAACGGUUUCGGAGAUGGCGGCGGCUACCCGCCCUCUAAAAAGGCGUGUCUGGAGGGCGGCCUCAACGGCGGCUCCAACGGCGGCAUGCCCCCGCACUCGCCCCUGGACACCAAGCACGGCCUGGGGCCCGACUCGCUCCUGCACAACGGCACGCACGGAAGCGUGGAGCAGAACGGCGGCACGGGAUUGGACGGCCGUGGUGGGGGCUCGUCGUCACGGGAGCAGGACAUGCAUCUGCUGAAGGAGCUGAAGCAGGAGCCCAUGGACGACAUCCUGCCCACGCAGGGCGGCACGGGCGGCAACAGCAUCUUCACCGAGCUCAACCUGAACGAGCAGGAGUGGUCGGAGCUGAUGGAGGAGUUCAACAGCUCGGUGGACUACGAGGACAUCCAGGACAUCUUCAACGACACGCUGGACAGCAACGGCAAGGAGCCCGACAUGCCGCCCGCCGCCGUGGGACCGCCGCAGGUGACGACGACGCCAGGAGCGCGGCCCAUGUCGCAGCAGCUGCCGCCGGACCUGGCCAGCAUCAAGACGGAGUUCCCGGGCUCGACGUUCGACCCGGAGCCGCGGACGUCGUCGCCCCACAUGCGGUCGGGUCUCUCGGGGCCGGCCAUGCACACCAGCUCCCCCAACACCAGCGCCGCCGGAGCCUCGGCGUCCUCCUCCCCGGCCCUGCCGGUUCCCCCGCAGCAGCAGCAGCCUCCCGGUCCCCAGUCCCAGGUGCAGCAGCCUCCUCAGGGCCAGCCCCAGUCGCGGCAGCUGCAGCAGAACCACUUGAUGGGAGGACCCCCCAAGGACCUGUCUCCGGCCCAGCAGCUGAAGCAGCUGGCGGCGCAGCAGCAGGCGGCCCAGCAGCAGCGGGCCCAGAUGAUGCAGAGCCAGCAGCAGGUUCAGAAGCAGCAGCAGCAACAGCAGCAUCAGAGAAAACAACAACAACAGCAGCAGCAACAGCAGCAGUCGCAGCAAGCCGCCAAGUUCCCUGGCCACCCCAACCACCCCUCGUCGUGGUCCCAGGCGGCACCGCCUACGCAAAGCCCGCUCGGAGGCUCUGUGUACGGCCUGGACAAGCCCACCAGCCCGUCCCUCUACCAGCAGGACUUCCCCAACCCCAAGGCCAUGCUCAUGCCCGGCCAGCCGCCCAACAAGGGCUCCCCGAAAGCGGGCACCGCCGGGGGCUACAUGGGGGCGCCCGGCGCCCACCCUGGCAUGCUGGGUCACCCGGGCCAGGGGGGCAUGGGGCACCCCCAGGGCCCCGGAGGGCCUCAGUCGUCCAUGCCGGACUACAGCAACACCAAGCCCCUGACGCACUUCGAGACGGCAGGGGGCCCGAUGGGGGGGCCACAGGGCCCGGGCUCCGCCUCAGCAGCGGCCAAUCAGAAGGCAGCGUUGUUACACAUGAUGCGGCAGCAGCAGCAACAGCAGCACAUGAAGCAGAAGGCCGCCGGGCUGCCGUUCCGCGCGCCGCCACACAUGCAGCAUCCACAGGACCAGGGCAGCUACCCGUCGGCACCCCACGUCCCCGGCCCCGGCGGCGCCAUGCCGGGCCAGCAGGCGGGCAACCCCAUGGCGGCUAACCAUGCCAACGCGGCGUACCUGAGCGGGCAGGCCCAGGCCCAGGCGCAGGCCCAGGCGGCGCAGGCACAGGCCCAAGCCCAAGCACAGGCUCUCAAGCAGCAGCAGCAACAGCAGCAGAUGCACCUGAUGGAGCAGCAGCAGCAGUUCCUCAUGGUGCAGAAGCAGAGGCAGCAGCAGCUCCUCGCCGGGGAGCAGGAGAAGCAGCGGCAGCAGCAGGAGCAGCAGCAGCUCCAGAGGCACCUGACGCGGCCGCCGCCCCAGUACCAGGAGCAGCAGAACCAGCCGGCCAACCAGAACCCAUUCCAGACACAGGCGCAGGUUGCACAGUUCCCAGGUUCAGCUCAGCCAAUGAACCCCAUGGGAGGUCCCGCCCCCGGCGCCCAGCGCAUGUUCACCCAGGCCCAGAGCAUGAUGGGAAUGGGCGUGGGGCAAGGCGGCGGUCCCGUCCCUGGAGCUCCCCCCACGGCGGCCGGCCAGGCGGACAUGAGCGGGCUGGCGGCGUGUGGCGGUGGCGGCGGCGGCUUGGACGUGCAACAAGUGAUCUACAACAACAUGGGCGCCAUGCACCCCUCGCAGCACCCGGUCCAGCAGCGGCCCGGGCCCGGCGUCGGCCCGGGGGGACCCGGAGGGAUGCCACCGGGCUCCUUCCACCCCAGUGUCCUGGCGCAGCAACAGCAGCACCUGAAGAACCAACCCAACGCCGCCCUGCUCAAACAGCAGCAGAUGGCACGACUACCCAGCAACAUGGCCAACCCAAUGGGCACGGGCAUGGGAGCGGGUAUGCCAGGCGGAAUGCAGGCGGGUAUUCCUACACAGGCGCAGCAGGCCUGGCAGCAGCAGCAGCAGCAACAACAGCAGCAGCAGCAGGCGGGCAUGCAGGCGGGCAUGGGUGCCCAGCUGGCAUCCAGCAACGGCGGCAUGCCCACGGGCUUCGGCGGGCAAGGCUUCCACAUGCAGCCGCGCAUGGCCAAGAUGCCAGGCGCGGGGCCGUUUGGGCAGCCGGGCCUGGGCGGCCGGGGGCCCAUGGGGGGCAUGAACCCGAGCCAGAUGAUGGCCGGCAUGCCCCAGCAAAGGACCAACAACCCCGGCAUGGGGCAGCAACCGGGCGGGCCCCAACCUCCGCAACAGCAGCAGCAACCAGGCCAGCCCGGCCAGCCUCCUCCCCAGGCACACCUGGCUGCCUUUGGUCAGCCUCAGCCCGGAGCCGGCGGGGUGCCCAACCGGCCCGGCGGCGGCAUGACCUGUGGUCAGGGCUACCAGGUCAACAGGACGUCUAACCAGCAGCUGCCCUUUGGCUACAACGCCCCGACGGGCGGCGGGCUGCCCAGCUUCCCCGGGGAGAGCGACCUGGUGGACUUGGUGGACUCGUUAAAGGGCCAGGCUACGCAGGAGUGGAUGGACGACCUAGACGAACUGCUGGCCAGUCACCCGUAAGGGAGAGGCGUGUGGGAGCGGGUGAAAUGACUGUUCGCAGCGAAUAGGACAUCAGUGCUGCCAGAUUGACAGCCUAUGACUGCCCUGCGUGACCCCUAACCCCACUGCGAUCUCAUGCGUAAUCUUUCCUCCUUGGAAAUUGUUAUGUAAAUGCUUCUGGCAUCAUGGACACUUUUGAUUUUGCCUGAGAAACACCCUCGAUGGGGACUGCCUUAAGCAAAACAAAAAAAAGCUUUUUUUUUUUGCGAGUAUGUUUCUUGCGUGUGUAUAUAUACCAGGUGUAUAUAACAGAGUUGUGAAGGGAUUAUAGGGCCGAAGGUCUGAGAAAAACGAUAAGUAUUCCCGAGCCAGGGAACAAAAAGAAAAAGAGAGAAUUUAAAAAAAUGAAAAGUAAAAAAAAAUAACUUUUUUAAAAUGGAGAGAAAAAAAAAUCAAACACUACUACUGAACCUGUGGCUCAGUACUUUAAACCACUGAAUCCCAACACGACACAGCAGGAGGGUUGAUCAUCGACUUUUUUUUUCCCUUUCUUUCUUUCAAGAAGCCCAAUGUGUAUUGUACUGGAAUAACCCAUAUAAUGAUGCCUCCGCUUCAGCUGGUGAACGGUUAAACCUGUCUGAGUGACGUCUUUUGUUGCCUUUCUGUGUCCUCUUCUCAGUUUGGUCGCGCAGAUAAGGGACUGUGUUUGGCUUUGUCCAGAUGGCCUGCACUGCCUUGUUGUUUUAGUUUUUAUUGCUAAAGGUGCUAAAGUAUUUUGAACACCACAUCUCUGCAGUCAUAGCUCUUUUGUUUGGCUUUUUGAUUUUCUUUUCUUUCUUCCUUUUCCAAUGGUGCUUUUUUUAAAAACUACAUAUAAAAGAGGCUCAUCACCAGAACUGCAUCUCACUUUUUUCCCCCUUCACCUUUGCUCGUGCCUGUGUUGGGUUUUUUUCCUCCAUCUCUGUCUUUUUUUAAGACAAGAGAGUCCUUCUGUUACUUGUUCUCACCUUGUUGGGGUUUUUAAUGUGGACUUGUUGUUGUUCGGUCCAUAGUUCUCUAUUCCCCCUCUCCCCUCUUGUUCUCCACACGGCAGCUGCCUUGUAGAUCCGGGCCUGUCGAUCUUGGACUCUGUUCUGUUCUGUCCUGGAAUGUUCUGCUGUCCAACGUUCUCACUGAUUACCAAGGAGAUGAUCUCUCUUUUAUUUUUUCUCCCGAUAAUUUUUCAGAGUCCCCUUUAAUUGUUCAUAUCAUUUGCAUCUCAGUGCUGUUCCAUGCACUCUGUCGUUCAUGGUGGUUUGUCAUUGCUGUUCGUAGAAGGCAGGUUUCAUGUUCAAUUGAAAAUAAGAAACACUAAACACUCUGAACUUGGGUUUGGGUGAGUUACACCCACAUACGUUCAUUUCCAUCACGGGGUUGUGUUGGACACAGGUUACACACACUAAAAGUCAGGUUUGGUCUGUCUCUCAGAAUUUGACUGAUUUUUUUUUUUUUUGUCAUAAUGUGACUAAUUCCCAAACUGUAGGAGUGUUUUUUUUUCCCCGUCUUUGACACACAGAAUUAUUUUACAGAGAAAAAAAAGGAUACAAUUGAGAUCUUCCAGAGUCAAGGCCUUUUAGUGCUGUAAUAGUUGGAGAUACCCUGAAGAUAUCCUGUGUCGGGAUGCUCUUGUAUAUUUAUAUAUAUAAAAUAUUUUUUUGUAUGUAUGAAUUUUAUUUGUCAGGAGAUGGAUCUUAUUUUUUUAUGUACAUUCAUGCCAAUUUUGUAAGUGUUUUAUACUUUUAUUAUGGUUCUCUGUAAAAGAGUAUUAUGUAAAUAUAGUUCACUAGAAAAGAACUCGUGCAGUGGUUUUGGUUCUUUCCCGAUUCAGAGAAUUUCAACAUCACAGGAGUGGAGUGAAUUUAAGUGUAUUUUAGCGCAAAAAGCCAAAGUCCAUUCUCAUACACUGUCGCAGUAUGUGCAUGCAAAGUAUUUAGACUAAAUAAGUAAAUCCUAGACACAGGAGAGGCAUUGUUUAUUUUAGUUGGAACAUGUUUGUCAAACAUGCAUGAUGACUACCUAUGAAGGAUGCAAAUAACCUUGCAAAUACCAUCAGUGAAAUGGAAGAUACUAUAGCAGUAUACCCAAACCACUACGGAUGUCAAGCCUAGCCUGCCAUAGUCAUAGCUUACGUAGUAUUUGCCGACAAGAUAAAUGAAAAACACACACGCCUUCAGAUUAUGUGGAAUCAUUACAAUCGCAAAACGUAAUAUUAAAAAAAAUUGAAACUACACAGUUCUAGGGGUGCUGAUAAGGU